Messenger RNA from Aspergillus puulaauensis, 2859 nucleotides. RefSeq names its product glucan 1,3-alpha-glucosidase ROT2. Gene Ontology annotation, molecular function: alpha-glucosidase activity; carbohydrate binding. The coding region runs from base 1 to 2859 and encodes 952 amino acids. Gene Ontology annotation, biological process: carbohydrate metabolic process; N-glycan processing. The record is from RefSeq and is a predicted model, not a curated record. Gene Ontology annotation, cellular component: glucosidase II complex. The transcript is spliced from 3 exons. NCBI's taxonomy places the organism in Eukaryota, Fungi, Ascomycota, Eurotiomycetes, Eurotiales, Aspergillaceae.
AUGGCCCCGAGCCGACUGUCGCCCAGCUGGACCCUGCUGCUUACCCUAGCGAUACUAUUUGGGUGCUUUGUCGUACCUGGAGUCACCGUGAAACAUGAGAAUUUCAAGAAAUGCUCCCAAUCGGGGUUCUGUAAACGCAACAGAGCGUUUGCCGACGAUAUCUCCGCCAAGGGCUCAUCCUGGAGCUCCCCCUACGAACUCGACCCUUCGGGCAUCCAAUUCAAGGACGGCCAAUUGCAUGGAACGAUUUUAAAGACCAUAUCUCCCGCCGAGAAAGUCAGGUUGCCACUGGUUAUCUCUUUCCUCGAAUCCGGAGUCGCACGAGUCGUCGUUGAUGAAGAAAAGCGCAUGAGUGGGGACAUUGAAAUCCGCCAUGGAAGUUCCGCACGUAAAGAACGAUAUAAUGAUGCCCAGUCUUGGACCUUGGUUGGAGGACUAGAAGUCAGCAAGUCUGCGACCUUGAGCCCCGAAGUUCAGGAUGGGAUAACCAAGGUCUUGUAUGGACCUGAUAAUACGUACCAGGCUGCGAUCCAUCAUUCUCCUUUCUCUGUGGACUUCCAGAGGGAUGGACAGACGCAUGUUCAGUUUAACCACAAGGGUUAUUUGAAUGUGGAACACUGGCGGAAAAAGGUGGAGGCACCCGCUGAAGGCGAACAGGAUGUUCUUGGUUCCCAGGAGGACGAGGGCACUUGGUGGGAAGAGACUUUCGGUGGCAACACAGACUCAAAGCCCAGAGGCCCAGAGAGUGUGGGACUAGACAUCAGCUUCCCUGGUUACAAACAUGUGUUUGGUAUUCCUGAACACGCAGACUCCCUAUCCUUGAGGGAAACUCGAGGAGGUUCUGGUAACCACGAUGAGCCUUACCGCUUGUAUAAUUCCGACGUGUUCGAAUAUGAACUAAACAGCCCCAUGACUUUGUACGGUGCAAUCCCGCUAAUGCAAGCCCACCGCAAGGACUCGACCGUUGGGGUUUUCUGGCUCAACGCUGCCGAGACCUGGAUCGACAUUGUGAAGUCAAAAACCGAUACCCAAAGUCAUUGGUUCUCCGAAGCCGGGCAGCUUGAUGUAUUCGUUUUUUUGGGACCUUCGCCUAGCGAGAUCAGCAAGAAAUAUGGCGAACUCACCGGCUACACUCAACUCCCUCAACAAUUUGCUAUCGCCUACCACCAAUGCCGCUGGAACUAUGUGACUGACGAGGAUGUCAAGGAGGUUGACCGAAACUUCGACAAGUACCAGAUCCCGUAUGAUAUUAUUUGGCUCGAUAUUGAAUAUCUCGACGACCGAAAGUAUUUCACUUGGGAUCCUCUAACCUUCCCCGACCCCAUCAGCAUGGAGAAACAGCUUGAUGAGUCGGAGCGCAAACUUGUAGUGAUCAUUGACCCGCAUAUCAAGAACCAAGACAAGUUUGACAUUUCCAAGGAAAUGAAGAGCAAAGGUCUGGCCACACUGGACAAGGACAGUAAGGUCUAUGAGGGUUGGUGCUGGCCAGGCUCGUCUAACUGGGUCGACUGUUUCAACCCCGCGGCAAUAAAAUGGUGGAUCGGCCUCUUCAAGUACGACAAAUUCAAGGGAACCCUUCCAAAUGUGUUCAUCUGGAACGAUAUGAAUGAGCCUUCUGUUUUCAACGGCCCGGAAACCACAAUGCCCAAGGAUAACCUGCACUUCGGUAACUGGGAGCACCGUGAUAUCCACAAUGUCAAUGGUAUCACCUUCGUCAAUGCUACAUACCAGGCUAUGGUGGAGCGCAAGAAGGGUGAAGUCCGUCGACCAUUUAUCCUAACCCGAUCAUUUUACGCCGGUGCACAGCGCAUGUCUGCUAUGUGGACCGGAGACAACCAAGCUACCUGGGAGCACUUGGCAAUCUCAUUGCCGAUGGUGCUCAAUAACGGGAUUUCCGGUUUCCCAUUUGCUGGUGCAGAUGUUGGCGGCUUUUUCCACAACCCGAGCAAGGAGCUCUUGACCCGGUGGUAUCAGACAGGUAUCUGGUAUCCGUUCUUCCGCGCUCAUGCUCAUAUUGAUACUCGCCGUCGUGAGCCGUACUUGAUCCAAGAGCCAUUCCGCUCGAUCAUUACGCAAGCCAUCCGGUUAAGGUACCAGCUUCUACCUGCCUGGUACACUGCCUUCCAUGAAGCUUCGGUGAAUGGAACUCCAAUCGUGAGACCGCAGUUUUACGAGCAUCCGUCAGAUGAGGCAGGCUUCACAAUUGACGACCAACUCUACCUCGGCUCCACUGGUAUCCUUGCAAAGCCGGUCGUCUCUGAGGAUGCCACAACUGCCGAUAUUUACAUUUCCGAUGAUGAGAAGUAUUAUGACUACUUCGACUACACUGUAUACCAGGGCGCAGGAAAGUCUCACUCGAUCCCGGCUCCCAUUGAAAAGGUGCCAGUGUUGAUGCAGGGAGGACAUGUUAUCCCCCGUAAAGACCGACCACGCCGCAGCAGCGGGCUCAUGAAGUACGACCCAUACACGCUCGUGGUGGUUCUCGACAAAAACGGACAGGCGGGUGGCACCCUGUAUGUCGACGACGGUGAAACUUUCGACUACCAACGCGGGGGAUAUGUCCACCGCCGCUUCCGCUUCCAAGAUUCCUCCCUUGUGUCGGAAGAUAUUUCUACUCACGGCCCCCAAACUGCUGCGUAUCUCAAGAGCAUCGCUAGCGUCGGGGUUGAAAGAAUAGUGGUGAUUGACCCGCCGAAGGAGUGGCAGGGAAAGAACACGGUGACUGUCAUUGAGGAUGGGGCAAAAGCAUCAGCGACAGCUGCUCUGGAGUACCAUACCCAAGGAGACGGCAAAGCUCCGUAUGCAGUAGUGAAGAGCCCCAAUGUGGGGAUUGGGAAGACUUGGCGGAUUGAGUUUUGA